Messenger RNA from Funneliformis mosseae, 332 nucleotides. The record is from the annotation of a GenBank genome assembly. NCBI's taxonomy places the organism in Eukaryota, Fungi, Glomeromycota, Glomeromycetes, Glomerales, Glomeraceae.
UGGUUUGUUUAAUGCCUCUGGUGAUGGUGAUUCAUCUGGUUCUUAUGGUGAUAGUGGUUCAUUUGAUACUUCUGGUAAUGGUGGUUCAUUUGGUACUUCUGGUUAUGGUGAUUCAUCUGGUCCUUAUGGUGAUAGUGGUUCAUUUAGUGCUUUUGGUGAUGGUGAUUCGUCUAAUCCUUAUGGUGAUGGUUAUUCAUUUGGUGCUUCUGGUAAUGGUGGUUCGUCUGGUCCUUAUAGUGAUGGUUGUUUGUUUGAUACUUCUGGUGAUGAUAAGACUGCGGAUAAAAGUGAUAUUAGUAUAAAUUUAGAAUUCUUUGAUAAGGAAAAAUUUG